GGGGUUGUAAUCAAAAGGUUAUCCAUAAAUGUGCUUAUUUUAAUAAUCAUAAUAAUACCUUACUUUUAUUAUUGACAACGAUCCACUACUAUAAUCGACUAUCGUAUGUGACAAAUGAAGAAAUACAUUUAUUUAGACCUUUUAAGAAAAAAUGACAAAAUGAACGCAGCACAUAGUAAAAAGUGUAGAACGGAUUUAGGUGCAGUUCCACGGAGGUUCUACUAGGGGCAGCACCGUGACUACGCAGCAAGCUGCGGCAGACGAAGAAGAGCUCAACGCAAGUGAGCGUUGCUCUGUUGCAGUCACAAAUCGAUAUUCGGCCGUCUGGCUACCUCCACACUAGCCUGUUUUCAUUUUCUUUUCAGCACCCGGCGCCGUCCGAGUGUCCCCCGGCGGCAUGUCCAGCUUCCAGCGGCUCCAAGCGGCCAUCAACGAGCGUCUGUGCGCGGCCGCCGAGGAGAUCUUUGAGGCGGUCAAAAGCACCAUCGUCGGCCUUGAGGAGGAGCUCCGGCAGUCCAAACUGGAGCUCGAACGCCACCAAAGACACAAACAACACACAGAUCCACCGAAGCAGUCUCUCUCCAUCUGGCCUGAACUUCGGCGGCUGCAGGGCGGGUCUGAGCUGUGCGGGCAAGACUGGAAAGCGCCGCUGGAGCAGGAUCCCACUGGCAGUGACCGGGACAGCGAUGAGGAGUGGCGGCCUGGCGAGAGCGACGAGGCAAAGGAAAAAACAGCAAUAAAGGCCAAGCCCCCCUUCAGCUGCAAAGUGUGCGGGAAGGGGUUCCACGUCGUCCUCUCCUUAGCCAGUCACAUCGAGGCGCACCCCAAGGACGUGUGCGGCGUGUGCGGCGAGCGCUUCGACUCGGAGGAAAGCUUCGUCCUUCACAUUGAGACGCACGCGCGGGACGGCGCGAGCGGCAAAGGCUCGGGCGCGGCUCUGGAGACGCACUCGCGCGUGCACACGGGCACGAAGCCGUUUAUGUGCGGCGAGUGCGGAACGGAGUUCAAAUGUCAACGCAGCUUCACGAGACACACGCGCACGCACACAGGAGAGAAACCUGAUGCCUACCGGGAGACCAACAUCACGGUGGCGCCGUUUUCACAAUUCCAGAGCGUGAAAGACUAUGGGCAGAACAGCGCACAGGAGGAGCAGGUGUCCGCGGCGUGCGGCGACGACGACGACGACAAGGUGGCGUGCGAACAGGAAGUGGCGUGUGAAGAUGACGGCGACGGGGCCUCCCUGGACCAGAAACCGUCUCUACCAAACGCACAGGGUGAGGACAGCGAUGAGGAGUGGCAGCCCAGCAAGAGCGACGGGGGCAAGAAGAAAACGAUCCAGAAGGCCAAGCCAUCCUUCAGCUGCAAAGUGUGCGGGAAGAGCUUCCACGCCGUCAUCUCGCUGGCCAAUCACAUCGAGGCGCACCCCAAGGACGUGUGCGGCGUGUGCGGCGAGCGCUUUGAUUCGGAGGAACGCUUCGAGUGUCACGUCAAGACGCACGCGAAGGGCAGCGUGUGCAGCGUCUGCGGCAAAGGCUUCGGCACGGCCAAGGCUCUGGAGACGCACGUGCGCGUGCACACGGGCGAGAAGCCGUUUGUGUGCGCCGAGUGCGGAAAGGCAUUCAAUUGUCAGCACAACUUGACGAGGCACAUGCGCAGGCACACGGGAGAGAAACCCUACGCCUGCGAGAUAUGCGGACAGCAAUUCAGCGACCACUCCACCAGGAAGCGCCACAUGCUGGUGCACGAGAGCGAGACGGAAGCGAGCGGCAAGCAGCCCAAGAGUCGCGUGGUGUGCGUGGUGUGCGGCAAAUUGUUCCACUCCAUCAUUUCUCUGGUCAACCACGCCGACAGCCACCAGACGGACUGCGGCGUCUGCGGCGCGCGAGCGGACGACCUCAAGGCGCACCUGCGGACGCACAACAACGGCAAAGCGUGCAAGGUGUGCGGCAAGCGUUUCGACGGCGGUCGCGAUCUGGACACUCACAUGCGGGUGCACACGGGCGAGAAGCCUUUCCUGUGCAGCGAGUGCGGGAAAGCAUUCAACUGUCAGCACAACAUGUUGCGCCACAUGCGCACGCACACGGGCGAGCGGCCCUUCGCCUGCGAUGUGUGCGGGAAGCUCUUCAACGACUACUCGGCCAGGAUGCGGCACCUGAUCACGCACCGGAAGGGCAAAAAGUUGGACGGCGAGCGUGCGCGAACAUCCAAGAAAAGCCGCGUCAUCUGCGUGGUGUGCGGACGCAUGUUCCACUCCAUCAUCUCGCUGGUCAACCACUCCGGUGGCCACCAGACAGACUGCGGCGUGUGCGGCGCUCACGCGGACAAUCAAGACAAACUGAAAGUGCACCUGAUGACGCACAGCAACGGGAAAGUGUGCCAGGUGUGCGGGAAGUGCUUCGACAGCCGCAGGGAUCUGGACACCCACAUGCGGGUGCACACGGGCGAGAAGCCGUUCGCCUGCGGCGUGUGCGGAAAAGCCUUCAACUGUCAGCACAACAUGACGCGGCACAUGCGCACGCACACGGGCGAGAAGCCGUACGCGUGCGAAGUGUGCGGACGCCGCUUCGGCGACCAGUCGUCUCUCAAAAAGCACAACGACAUGCACACGGGCGAGAAGACGCACGGGUGUGAGCUCUGCGGGAAGACCUUCUUCCGCAAGGCCAACCUCAGGGAUCACAUGAAGUGCCAUGGGGCUGAACAUUGACGUCCACUACAGCCUUUCCCUGUGUUUCUAUAUAUUUUUCCUAUUCUGUGAUAUUUGUUCAAAAACUCACCGACUUGCUUUUAUUUUGCUCAGGCCAAAGCCCUGUCUAAUAUAAAAGUGGUGCUUUGGCGCAUAUUGUAGCAGCUUUUUGCCAAGGAACUACAGUAGGGCCUUGAAAUACGAGUAACGCACCGUCGAGGUUUUCUGACCAAUUUUUUUGUUUUGUUUAGAUUUGUGAGUGAAAACUUGAAAUGAGGCUUUAUGGUGACAGUGAAUGCAACUCGCUUCUCAGAAAGCAGGAGUUUGCCCAAUUGUUCCAAAAAGAGGCUUCUAGCCCAAUUCCAAUGAAGUUGGGACGUUGUUAAACAUAAAUAAAAACAGAAUAUAAUGCUUUGCAAAUCAUGUUCAACCUAUAUUUAAUUGAAUACACCACAAAGACACGAUAUGUAAUGUUCAAACUGUGAACAAGUGCGUGAGAAAAUAGUCCAACAGUCCAAGGACAAUGUUCCUCAACGUACAAUUGCAAGGAAUUUAGGGAUUUGCGUGUUAAGUGUUAUGGGCACAAAGUUGAAAAAUCAGCAUUUGUGAAGGUAUGGGGCUGUGUUAGUGCCAAUGGCAUGGGUAACUUACACAUCUGUGAAGGCACCAUUAAUGCUGAAAGGUACAUACAGGUUUUGGAGAAACAUAUGCUGCCAUCCAAGCGACGUCUUUUUCAUGGACGCCCCUGCUUAUUAUUAGACAAUGCCUAACCACAUUGUGCACGUGUUACAACAGCGUGGCUUCGUCGUAAAUGAGUGCGGGUACGAGACUGGCCUGCCUGCAGUCCAGGCCUGAAAAAGUCAAAUUGAAAAUGUGUGGCGCAUUAUGAAGCGUCAAAUACAACAACGGAGAACCUGGACAGUUGAACAGCUGAAGCUGUACAUCGUGCAAGAAUGGGAAAGAAUUCCACCUACAAAGCUUCAACAAUUGGUGUCCUCAGUUCCCAAACGUUUAUUGAAUGUUGUUAAAAGAAAAGUUGAUGUAACACAGCGGUAAACAUGAGCCCGUCCCAGCUGUUUUGGAACGUGUUGCAGCCGUAAAAUUCGAAGUUCAUGAUUAUUUGCUAAAAACAAUCAAGUUGAUCAAUUUGAACAUGAAAUAUAUUGUCUUUGUAGUGUAUUCAAUUAAAUAUAGGUUGAACAUGAUUUGCAAAUCAUUGUAUUCUGUUUUUAUUUGUUUAACACAACAUCCCAACUUCACUGGAAUUGGGGUUGUGUGUGUGUAUAUAUAUAUAUAUAUAUAUAUAUACAUAUAUAUAUAUAUAUAUAUAUAUAUAUACACUAUUACCACUCCCAGUGAACUGUCAAACAAAAUUUAAAGCACCACAUGGCCUCCACUAGCUUAAUCCUAACACAUAAUGGGAAACUGCGUAGACAGUCGAACAAAACUAGCAUUGGUGUUGCGCAUAAUAACCCUUUAAGCAAUGGAUAUUUGAACACAAACGGUGGCGCAACACACGUCCACAGAUAAUAUAACAGUAUUCAAAGGCAGCUUUGGUUUAUCCUCUUCGAAAAACAUGUAUCAAUGCAUCUUACUGAGGGAUUGUGACCGUCUUCAUGUAUAUCCAUGUCUGUAUUAUACUGCGCCUAGAUGGCCAAAGGCGUACAUGCCAGGAGGAGGAGCAUGAUGGCCAUUGAAUUGAAGCAAAAAAAGUGUGAGGAAAAACUGUUCAUUGUAGUGCUUUACAUUCUCUUUAAUUUCCAUUACCGUAUGUUUGACGGUGAUUUGAGCUACGGAUGUCACGUGCGUGGUCGUGGAACGUACAAACUCGUAUCUUAAGGCACCACUGUAUGUCGAAGUGAGGGCAGGAGCUUUGAUGAGACCGGACAAAGCGUCGACCAAUAGAAAAGUGCUUUGCUCCCAUCUUGUGGCAGCUGUAUGCAAUUCUUCUCGGUGGCAGGUCCUGAGUCUGGACCGGACUGCGGUCUUUCAGACUGCUGCAAAUUCCGCUUUGUCCAGCAGAAAACAAGCUGCAAACACCUUGCUGACAUUUGAACCCCCUCCACCUUUUGGGGGGGGGGGCGGACACACCAAAGUGAAUUUGUGUGAAUGUUUGUCUAAACACUGGCACUACAAUUAGUCCACUUAUUUGAAUAAACUUUUCCUGAGACUUG
Molecule: messenger RNA, 4857 nt
Organism: Phyllopteryx taeniolatus (common seadragon)
Lineage: Eukaryota; Metazoa; Chordata; Actinopteri; Syngnathiformes; Syngnathidae
Product: zinc finger protein 814-like
Exons: 6
Coding region: 398-2704 (768 amino acids)
Source: RefSeq, a predicted model, not a curated record